Molecule: messenger RNA, 1789 nt
Organism: Cyprinus carpio (common carp)
Lineage: Eukaryota; Metazoa; Chordata; Actinopteri; Cypriniformes; Cyprinidae
Product: pyruvate kinase PKM-like
Exons: 10
Coding region: 1-1647 (548 amino acids)
Source: RefSeq, a predicted model, not a curated record
AUGACUGAUGCUGAGCUGAAGCCUGGUUCUGAUACUGGUGUCAAACUCGUACUCAGGCGUCUACUCAGUCCCUCACGUCGGAUGGCGUUACUCUGUCUGCCGGACUCCUUCAUUCAGAAGCAGCAAUUGGACGCAUCAAUGGCCGACACGUUUCUGGAGCAUCUGUGUCUGCUGGACAUCGAUCAGGAGCCGAUCACUGCGCGUAACACCAGCAUCAUCUGCCCCAUCGGUCAGGCCCCCGCCUCCCGCUCCAUCACCAAACUGCAGGAGAUGGUGAAGGCUGGUAUGGACAUCGCCAGACUGAACUUCUCUCACGGCUCUCAUGAGUAUCAUGGAGAGACGAUCCGUAACAUCCGUAAGGCGGUGGAGACAUUGACCUCUGACCCGCUGUACUACAGGCCUGUGGCCAUCGCUCUGGACACCAAAGGACCAGAGAUCCGCACUGGCCUGGUUAAAGGGUCUGCAGACGCUGAGGUGAUGCUGGAGCGAGGAGCGUCGGUUCGGGUGGUGACCGCAGAGGUGGAUCGUGAUAAGACGGACGGGUCUGUGAUCUGGAUAGAUUAUCCCAGCCUGCCCCGUGUGCUCAAGAAAGGAAGCAGGGUAUUCAUUGAUGAUGGGCUCCUCGCUCUCAAAGUCAUGGAGAUCGGUGAGACUUGGGUGGAGACUCGUGUCGAGAACGGUGGCACUCUGGGUAGUCGUAAAGGUGUGAAUCUGCCGGGGGCAGAGCUGGUGAACCUGCCGGCGGUGAGCGACCGUGACCGAGCCGACCUGCUGUUCGGUGUGGAGCAGGACGUGGACAUCAUCUUCGCCUCCUUCAUCCGCUCGGCCGAGGACGUGAGGGCCGUGAGGGAGGCGCUGGGAGUCAAAGGACAGAACAUCAAAAUCAUCAGCAAAGUGGAGAGCAGACAGGGUGUUCAGAAUUUCGAGGAGAUCCUGAAGGAGAGCGAUGGCAUCAUGGUGGCCCGCGGUGACCUGGGCAUCGAGAUCCCGGCAGAGAAAGUUUUCAUUGCGCAGAAGAUGAUGAUCGGACGCUGUAAUUCUGCAGGAAAACCUGUGAUCUGUGCCACACAGAUGCUGGAGAGUAUGGUCCAUCACACGCGUCCCACCCGUGCAGAGAGCAGCGAUGUGGCCAAUGCGGUGCUGGACGGAGCCGACUGCGUCAUGCUGUCUGCAGAAACGGCCAAAGGACACUUCCCUGUAGAAGCUGUUGCCAUGAUGCACUCGAUCUGUCGUGAGGCUGAAGCGGCCAUCUUUCAUCAGCAGCUGUUUGAAGAGCUGCGCCGUUUGACCCCACUGAGUUCCGACCCCACAGAGGUCACAGCCAUCGGAGCCGUCGAGUCGUCCUUCAAAUGCUGCGCUGGAGCCAUCAUCAUCCUCACCACAUCAUCGGCAGGUACACGCACACACACACACACACUCACAACACACUCACACACACUCACACACACACACACUCACGUGUGUGUGUGUGUGUGUGUGUGUGUUUGUGUGUGUGUGUGUUUGUACAGUAUUUGUGUGUGUAACGUGUGUCUGUGUGCAGGUAAAGCGCGGGGUUUCUUCACAGUGGGUGAUAUGGUGAUCAUCGUCACCGGCUGGAGUCCCGGAUCUGGACACACAAACAUCAUGAGGGCGGUCACUGUGCCCUGAACCACAGCCUCUGAUUCGCUGGAGUCACUGAUUGACAGUUCUGUGCUAAUUAACUCUCAUUAUGUGUGUCAGUGUUGAUUUCUGCUUCACUUACAGCCUUUAUAUGUAAAUCAAUUUCUAUAGCAAUAAAUGAAUGAAAUAA